Molecule: messenger RNA, 2494 nt
Organism: Fundulus heteroclitus (mummichog)
Lineage: Eukaryota; Metazoa; Chordata; Actinopteri; Cyprinodontiformes; Fundulidae
Gene: mrs2
Product: magnesium transporter MRS2
Exons: 12
Coding region: 494-1915 (473 amino acids)
Biological process (GO): mitochondrial magnesium ion transmembrane transport
Cellular component (GO): mitochondrial inner membrane
Molecular function (GO): magnesium ion transmembrane transporter activity
Source: RefSeq, a predicted model, not a curated record
CGAUCUUCGCGGCUGGGUUCUCCGCGGUGCAUUGUGGAGAGCGUGCUCUUGCUGCUCCCUGUCCUCCUUUUAGACUCCUGCUAGCAGGAGCGGGCUUUGUUUACUGACAGCCGCGGGGUUUAACUCAGGAGAGCCGGCAGCUGAAGCGGGUCUCCGGCUUUUCUUCCUGCCGUGUUUUUUUUUGUUUUGUUUUGUUUCUUGUCCGGAACAGGAAUCGACAAAUGCGAAGAGUUUUUGCAGAAACAAGCAGGAAGUCGGGGUAACAUUUAGAGAACAUUGGGUGGAAGGUGACAGGACCCGGUACGGCAUGUACACUACCUGAGUUUACUUCUCAGUGCGCACUGCCGCGGCUCUCUGUCAGCCCGGACUCAUGCAACGUUUGGACCCCUGAGGAGAUGACACGAGUGUUUGCCUCCUAACUUUUGUCUGUGUUUUUAUGGAGGCGGAUGCUGUGCUGUGUGUAUUCUUGCUGUGAAGUUUUUCGGACCUCUUCAUGACGUCGGUGUGCGUGAAGGCUGCGUGUGCUGUGGGCAUGGAGGUGAGGCUGCUGCGGGCCGGCUGCGUGAACUCCUGCGGGAGGCGAGCUUUCGGCUCCCUCUGCUCUCUGACCUCGCGAUUCGCCGGGAAUCAAACCCUCGUCCUUUUUGGCGGAGCCGCGGUUGCGCGGCAGACGAGGCAGGCUGUGCCACCUGGCUGCAGGGAGGUGGGAUCCCUCCGCGGGAGCUACGGUGGCUGUGGCCCCCCGCGCUGUCAGGGGCCGGUUUUGAUGAGAAGCCCGCAGGGAAGGUGUCGGUCUGCUGGGCUCAGGGAGGAGAUCCUGCUGCGAGGAGGAGCAGCCUGGCCCGUGCCCACUGUGCGCAGCAGAGUGACCGACGCCCCGCUGUCCAGCGUGUCUCCGACGUUUGUUGUGAUGAAGUUUGAUCAGGAGGGAAAUGUGACAUCUUUUGAGAAGAAGAAGACAGAACUUUGCCAGGAGCUACAACUUCAGGCCCGAGACCUUCGCUUCCAGCACAGCACCAGCCUCACAACCCGAAACAACUGCAUUAUCAUACGGAUGGCCGCCUUGAAAGCCAUCCUGACCCCAGAGUCCCUUUUGGUGUUGGACUUUCGCGGCCUGGGUCUGGAACGCUGGCUGGUCCUGGAGCUGGCCCCUCAGCUGGCAUCACAGACGCACUCUCUGCCCUUUGAGUUUAGAGCGCUGGAGGCCAUCCUGCAGCACAAGGUAAACACGUUGCAAACCCGGCUGAACGAUGUCGAGCCAGUCAUAUUGGACACCUUGGAGUACCUGGUGGAUCCUAAAAUCCUUUCUGCUGACAGAAGUAAGCUGCAUGUUCUGCUGCAGAACAGCAAAAGCUUGUCGGAGUUGGAAACGGACAUUAAGGUCUUCAAGGACUCCUUGCUGAAGAUUCUGGACGAGGACGAGAUGAUUGAGGAAUUUUGUCUCACGAAAUGGACAGAUCCAAGAGUUUUUGAGGAGAGCAGUUUGGGUAUCGACCACUGCGAGGAGAUGGAGCUCUUACUGGAGAAUUACUUCAUGCAGGCGGAGGAGCUGGGCAACAAGACCAGAGAGCUGAAGGGACUGAUAGACGACUCAGAGAGCGUCAUCUUUAUCAACCUGGACAGCCAUCGUAAUGUGAUGAUGCGUCUGAAUCUGCAGCUGACGAUGGGCUCCUUCUCCCUGACCCUGUUUGGUCUGAUCGGGGUGGCUUUCGGGAUGAAUUUAACGACAGCCUUUGAAGAUGACCCCCGUGCUUUCUGGCUGGUCACCGGCUUCAUGUUUUUGGGCAGCGGGCUAAUAUGGCGACGCCUCUUGUCAUUUCUAGGACGGCAUCUAGAACCCGGAGUUCCUCCGCUGAUCCCUCCCAUUUGGAAAAGAAACACGAAGCUGUCAGAUAUCAAGCCUGGAGUCAGAUGAGGUCCUGGUUUCAACUUCGGAAAAAACCCCAAACAGAACAGAGCCUGCAGCUGUUAAGACGAUCGUGUCACCAUGCCUAUAAGACACCACGAGUCUCUUUAUGUGCCUCUCUGUGUCCCUUUCGUCCUCUCGUAAAAGCUGGGGAUGUGUCCACGUUUUUGUUUGCGUUAUGCUGUUUUUGGGUUAUUUCAGAUCCUCAAAUGGAUAUUUUCCUACCCGGUUUUAUUCGGACUGAAGGCACAGAAUGUUGCUUGGUUCCUUCUGGUGCUAAACCCGUGGGAGGUGAGUGGCAGAGCUGGAACGGAAACAAAUGACCAACCUUACCAUAAAAGGAGCUGCACUUCGAAAAAGUGGCUCAUUCAAAGAUAGAUGUAUAUUUAUUUUAAUGUGAAAUUUAAAUAUAUAUGUUUUAAAGUUAAAGGUCACCCUCCAGCUAACACAGAAAUAAUAGCUUUUAUUUUCAACCAGAGUGUUUACAGUGUUACACACACACUGCUUUGGAAAGAAUGACUUUAUCAGAUGACAAUCUGGUAUGUGCUGUGAUUGCCAACAUGUGUCAUUAAAAUGCACUAAUACACA